Molecule: messenger RNA, 213 nt
Organism: Racocetra persica
Lineage: Eukaryota; Fungi; Glomeromycota; Glomeromycetes; Diversisporales; Gigasporaceae
Source: the annotation of a GenBank genome assembly
GUGCUAACCUUUCAAGAGCAUUUGGACCAAAGAUAUGGAACAAUUUUAAAGGUAGUGAAUAUCAAAAAGCUCUUCAAUUCCUAGAAAGGGGCUGCGAAUGUGGUUGUUCUAAACAACUACCUAAAGAGAAAUUUGCUGAAUUAAGAGCAGGUUUUCAAAAACUUUCCAAGACCGAACAAGAUGCUUUUGUGAUGGCUAACUUGAUAACUUUGG